AUGCGUUUUCCCACGACGUCUGAUUCGGGUAUCGAGAUUAAUUUUAAGACCGACAUGAUGUAUUUACCCCCGGGUUCCUAUACGAAUUUUACAAUUUUAAAUAAUGCCCGCGUUGGUGUAACGUACAAUAUCGAACGUGAAUAUUGGCAUUCUGACGUAACUGUAAAAAGAAUUUCAACAAAACCACCCCAUCAAAUAUUCGAAGUUUUUUCCCAAAAUACUGCAGAGGGUGACGAAUUUGAAAUGGUCUUUACCGAAUCUUUGGAAUAUAUUCUAGGUUUGCGAGAAAUAAGGGUUCAUCCGGAUGUUGUCGAAACAAAAGCGGAAUGGGAAAAAGGAUCGGUUUUUUUUCCAACCCGUAUGAAUAGCGUGGUACCCUUAUUAUGGUACCCUUUUAUGAAUAAAGCAAAUGCAAGUGGGGAUAAUAAAUUUGCUUGUUCAUUCAUGGGUAAAGCCCUUCCUGAUAUUUCCAACGGUAUUGAUAAAAUGUUUGUAUAUUGUGAACAAUUGGAAAUGUCUGUUGUUGGCGAUACAUAUGCACCCUUGUUGGCUAUUACACCCUUAAACGGUAGCGAUCGGGGUAGUGGUGCAUUGUGUACAUAUACACCGCCGAGUACACGCCGUAGAUUAAUCAAAAGUAAAAUUGAUCAAUUUAAAGUUACAAUCUACGAUACAACGCAUACGCUAAUACCGUUUAGCAGCGGGACUGUGAAUAUCGAGUGUGUUGUGGAAUAA
This is a messenger RNA of Paramuricea clavata, 735 nucleotides long. The record is from the annotation of a GenBank genome assembly. Lineage: Eukaryota; Metazoa; Cnidaria; Anthozoa; Malacalcyonacea; Plexauridae.